Physella acuta is the source of this 1420-nucleotide messenger RNA. RefSeq names its product globin-like. Gene Ontology annotation, molecular function: heme binding; oxygen binding. The record is from RefSeq and is a predicted model, not a curated record. Lineage: Eukaryota; Metazoa; Mollusca; Gastropoda; Physidae.
CUUUUGUUAAUGGUUGGUCUGCUUGAUUCAAACAACCUCAAACCUCAAGUAGAAGGAUAAAAAAUUAUUUCAGAGAGCCUUGAUGCCAUGCUGCUAUAGUGCCUCAUAUUGUGUAAGACGGGAAUGUUCUGCCGAGAGGUUGUAACUUGCGACAUACUAUGACAAGUAAAUGGACGACUAUCAAGAGAGCUCCGUAGAUGAACGCUAUGUGUGUCCCAUCACAGGCCUCAAGCAAUGGGAGCUUGAAAUACUCCGUACUAGCUGGCUUCAAAUAGUGGGGGUUCGUAAUGCCAGGAUCGUGGAGACAGCCACUAGUUUAGUCCUUUGGAUGUUCCACAACAUACCCAACAUACAACAACGAAUGGCCCUAGUGGUAACCAACAGAGACAACCGGUCGAUGCUGUAUUGUGAUGGCGUGUUCCUGUUCCACGCGCUCGCUGUGAUCCAGAGCCUACAUCGCAUCGUACACGUGUCUCAUAACCCUGAGGUUCUAGAGAAGGAACUCAGGAGAAUCAUCGCCAUACACGUCAACUGCAACCCCACAGUGGGCAUAGAAUACUUCUCGCACUUCCGCCGAAAGUUCCACGUCCUGCUGCUGGAGAGACUGAAGACGACUAUUGACGACGAGAGGAUCCGGGUGUGGAACGUGCUACUCAACAAGCUGUGCUACCUGCUGUACGAGGAAGAGUUCAACCUCAACGAGAGUAAGGCCAGAGGGCGCUGUUGUUCCAUCCUCUGAGACGUGACGUCAGCCACAUACCGACACCAACCAUCCGUACACCACCGUGGAUAACACCAUCCGUACACCAAUUAGGUGGACAACACCAGCCGUUGCAACAUUGCAUGUACACAAUCACCUCUGUACACAUGUGACCAAAAAACUGAAUGAAAAAAUUAUGACAGAUUGUGUCAUAAUGACAGUCUAUCUGCUCAGAUACAAUGCUCAGAUACAAUGCUCAGAUACAAUGCUCAGAUACAAUGCUCAGAUACAAUGCGUGUGUUUUUUUUAUUGAUGUAUUUGAACUUUCGUUUUUAUUAGUUCACUAUUAGACAUGUAUUGCCACUAUUUAGGACAUGUAUUUCUACCACCUAGGACAUGUAUAAUGACUCUCUAGGACAUGUAUUACGACUCUCUAGGACAUGUAUUAUGACUCUCUAGGACAUGUAUUACGACUCUCUAGGACAUGUAUUAUAACUGUCUGACUUCGUCUACAAUUUGUCAAAAACUAAUUGGUAAAGUCUGACACUGAGGUUUCUAUGAAUCCAAUCAAUUCAGUCUAGAUCAUUUAAAUGCUAAACCCAAAAACGCAAUCAAUUUUUUGCAAAUAAAAUACUGCUUAAUCCUCUAACCAAAAAAAAUAAUGUAUCACUUAAUACAAACGACCAAUGUCAAGAAUGAAAGAUUUUAAAACUUGGUAGU